GUUACACUUGCCUGAGUUAGGCAUUGUUUGCCAUGCCACUAAACCUGCCGCCAAGUGAAAUCUUCAUGGGGGAAAUGAGAUCGAAGUCUGGCCUGCGGAAGAUGGACGCCCUGUCUCUGUUUUUCUUUUAUUUUGCUUUCUUUCAUUUGUUUCUUUUAUUUUUAUUUUUCCCUUUUCUGUUUUGUUCUAUUAACUCUUUCCCUUGUACUUUUGAACUGGUAAUUCAGUUCUGAAAAAAUGAUGUUUUGUAAAGGGUUCACAGUUUUUCAUUUUGAAGUUGACCUGAAUCUGCUUGUAGAUGGUAUACACAGAAUUUAGAAUAUCAUUAACUAAGUUUUAUGCUGUGAAUAAUGGAUAAAUUUGGUUUGGAAUACAUUUAAGCAUCUAAAUUCAACAGAUGAGCGCAUUGUGUCAGACUGGAAUAGUGAAAAGUAUAUCAGUUUUAAGAUGCAUUCUUUCAUAUGUUAUGCUUUAUGAGCUUAUAUUGGAAGAGGACGGUUGAAACUUACUUUCUGGAUAAAUUAACUUUACAAAGUAAAAUCAUGAUCUUUCUCUGCUAUUUUUCCUCUUCUCAGUAGAGUGGUUUUAUUUUAGGUUGCAUGGUCUGUUUAAAAUAAGGCUUUCUGUUGAUGUCUAAUAUGAAGAGUUUAAAGUAUUUAUUUCUGAUGUUUAACUUUCAUGAAUAUUGACUGUCAUUAAAUAUUUGUUUGCUUCUAAUGAAACCUUCCUCCAGUGAGGUCAGAAGCAGUAAGAUUUCAUCCUUUUGUUUUUGUAAUAUUUAGAAAAAAACUGUUUAUCACUCAUAAGUACAAAUGCAGCCUGAGGUAUUACUUUGAAUGUUAUGUGAGGCACAUUGUCUUUUAACACUGUUAUUUGUGGGAAGAUUGAAAAGUUUUCUGUGUGUAUAUAUGUGUGUAAUGCACUUUUACAUGCUCCAGUGGUGACUAUUUCAAGAAGAGUUUUUUUUAAAAAAAAGGUGUCAUCUCACAAUCUCAGAAGCCCUGGCAGUUCAUGCUGGAGUGAUUGAGAAGGUUCUCAUCCCUAAAUGAUGUUCUUUCUUGUGAAACAGAAGCCCUGAAACAGAAGUGCUGGACCAGUUGGUGUGUCUGGUCCUCAAGCAUUGCUCUUCCCAGCCAGCUGCAUUGGGACCAAUUGGUUUCACUCUGGUAAUGCACCAGACUGUGAAGUGCAGCUGGGAAGAACUUUGUUUGUGACCUCUGUUGGAUUUAGCUGUGCCAGUUGAGGUAAUAGUAGUUGUAAAUCCAACAAGAACCAUGAACUGGAUCACACAGAAAUUAUUUUAUUUGUAAGUGUGCAUUUUCCGUUGAUUUAAAAUAGUAGGAAAAGAUCAAUUCCUCUAAUUAUGUUUCAAGUAGUUGUAAACAAGUAUUUUAAAAAUAAAAUUACUUAUUGUUGAAGCAGUUUUAGGGGGAGGGGAGGAUUAACCAUGUAGUUUCAUACAAAGAGUAGGAAAUUAAUUUCUUCUGAGCACAUGGAGGGGGAUAAAAAUACUGUGAUUAGUACCUGCUUAACACAGAUACCUCUGUUCAGCAUUUAGCAAAACAGAUUCUGGUAUGGAUUAGGUUGACUUAGGGCUCUUAAGCACUUUGAUACAAAAAAGUAAUAAUAAUAACAACUGAUAUUUAGGACAACUGUACAUUUUGGAAGAAGCAUAAGGUAUCUCUAGGUAAUGCAGAGCUAAUCUACAUUUGCUUCCAGAUUUCUUUGCAAAGCGAAUUGAUAGAUAAAUGCUCAUAGAAUCUGUAAUUUAUAAUUUACUAAACACUCAUAAACUUCUAAGAAAUAUUUCUAAGGAUGUGGUAUAGAUGUGGUAUCUUUAUUUUGUCUGUUUCCCUUAUUAGAAAAGAAAUAUCUCUACCUCUUUUCCAUUCAGCUUUUAAAAACCAAAACAGUUAUUCUUAAAGUGUCCUAAUUUGUUAUGUCAUUACCCACAUGUUUUGUUGUAUCUUUGUGGGCUUGUAUUCCUUUUAUAAAUAAAUUAAAUUAAUGGAGAUAACACUCCAAAAUGUAAAGGCUGUAACUCGUGAUGAUAUUUGGCCUCACAUAUUAAUUUGUCUUUCAAAACUGUCUAAAGAACAGUGAAGUAAAUUUGCAAGAUAUUUCCAGUUUACCUCCCCCCCCCCAAGUUUAUUUUCUGUAGAAUUGUUAAAAAGUUUGGCCUGAUCUUAAAAACUAGAGGGGGAUCUUUUGAAAAGACAGUAUCUCUGAAAAUACAGGGAAAUUUUCAGAGUUUUGUCUGUAGAGGUAGACCCUUCCCCAUCCUUGAAUAAAUUAAAUGAGUAGAUCUUUGUGGCAUGGAACUGACCAACUAGAUUUUGUAUUUAAAAUAAAACAUUACGUUGUUGAGGGACCAAAGUAUUCUGGAAAUAAUGCAAACUUUAUAAUUUAGGUAUGCAUGUUAUUCAUUUUUUGAACUGCUAUAAUAGUUUACUUAACUGAAAGUGUUCAGUUGAUUCCUUAAGCAAUGUUUGACGAAAUGAAUAAUCCAGUUAUUUCAGUAACAUGAUCAAUAUGCUUAAAGUUUAGAAUUGUAUUUAAGUACCUUUCUAAACUUGGCUCCCUGUCUGUUUAGUUAUGUACAUAACUCGGUUCCUAUUUAAAAGGGCUAAAUGCCUUAAGCAUCUCUUAGUUUAUCUGGUUAAGUGUAUAUUGAAUUGGUUGUAUGUAAGUGCAUAUUUAAGUUAGGCACGUGCUUAUGUACAUUACUGGCCAACGAUCUAAAUAAGAAUGCAGAUGCACCACUUUAGGAGCCAUAUCUGCCAUUGGAUUUACUUGAGCCAUGUCUCUCAAUCCUGUAGAAACCUGUAUGAGUAUACAGUUAAUUGCAAGAUGCUGGCUGUUCAGGAUAAGGUCUGAUGAACCCAUCAGUCAUUUGAAAACACUUAAGUAUUUUGAUUUUCAGAAGAACUGAAAUAAAAUAAAUCUAAAUAGGAGGCAUGAGAAAUAAAGAAAAGAUAAAAUAACAUUACUCUCUAUUUCCCCCAUGUUACAUAUAAAAUAAUUUUAUUUAGAUUUGUUUUGUCCUUUGGUCAUAUCCAACUGUAACCUAGUCCUUGCUGUAGAUCUGUAGAACAAGUUUGCAACACUUUUAUCUUCUUUUAAUUUUUUUACAGUAGUAUGAUUCCGGUGUAGUUUAUUUGAACUUGUAUAGCUAAAAUUGCACAGUGUUUUGAAACUUAUAUUUUGGUUUUUGAUAACAAUAUUUAUAUAUUAAUUUUUAUAUCCUGAAGUUAGGGGUUUUAUAGUUAAAACAUAUACAGUUUGAACCAAAGCACUAAAAGCCACUGGCACAGUAUCAGUAUAUACCUUGACUUUUAAAAUGAUGUUUAAAUAAAAGCAUUUGCUUUAUUAAGGUGCAUGGGGUAAAACCAGAGGGGACAGCUGGAUUGCAUGUAUGUAGUUACACCAGUAAUUUUUAAUAGAUCAUAGAUACCUAGUAUAAUUAGAACUACCUUUCUGUAGUUUUUCAGUUCAGUGUUUAAUGUUUGUACUGGUUUAAAUCCCUUUGCAUUUCAAAUUUAAUACAUACAUGUAAUUGUUAUUUAUAAAUAAUUAUUACGUCUUUUGAUUUUUGAAGAUUUUGGGAGGGGUUCAUUUAGCAGUCUAACUGUAACUAACUUUGAAUGAAGCCUGUGUUUAAUUCAGAUUAGAUAUUACUUAAACUUCUAGCAUGACAGUGAAUAUGAUAUGGUUGAAAUAGUAGGAAAUACAUAUUUUAGGAAAAUAUAGCUUGCUUACCUGAUCAGUUUUCUUCAAUCUCAGUAAAUUUAAAGCUAAUUUAUCAAAAUUUCAGAUAAACUGACGUGACCUAGAAUGUAAAACAGUAUAAAUCUGAUUUUUUUUUUCUCCCUCCACUCCAAACUUCACUUGUAGUAUGUCUUGUGUGGAGUCACAGUAGUUUUUAUUUUAUUUUUAUUUAUUUUACAUCAAAAGUAGGUAACACCAGAGGGGGAAAAAGCACACUAAUUUCAGUUAGCACAUACUUUGUUGUGUUGCAUUGGUUUGUGUGUUCAUGUUGGGUUUUUUAUUGUUGUUGUUUUUUGUUGUUGUUGUUUUUCUUUUGUUUGGUUGGUUAGUUUUGUUUGUGUUUGUUUUGUGUUUGUUUUUUUCUUUUAUUUGUUUGGGUUUUUAAAACUGAUUUGGUUAUUUGCCAUUUCUAGGGAUUCAACUUUAAAAAAUGUUCUUCUUUUCUGUAUCUGAUGUUCUGUGUGCUAUUAGUGAUGCAGCCAACCCGAAUGGUUGUCAUGUGUAAAACAACUUUCGAUCACCGUGAAAACACCGCCCUGGGAAAGCAUCCAUGCUUGAUAUCGUUUGGUUCAUGAACAUUAAGUUUCCAGUACAGGUAAAAUCCCAGAUGAAGCCAAAGCCCUUUCUCUGUUGGCACCUGCUCCUACUAUGACAAGCCUGAUGCCUGGUGCAGGGUUGCUUCCUAUACCCACCCCAACCCCUUUGACUACACUUGGUGUUUCACUUGGCACUUUGGGGGCUAUACCAGCAGCAGCAUUGGAGCCUAACAUAACGGCACUAGGAGAAAUACCACAGCCACCAAUUAUGGGAAAUGUGGACCCAUCCAAAAUUGAUGAAAUCAGAAGAACAGUCUACGUAGGAAACUUGAAUUCACAGACUACAACAGCAGAUCAGCUGCUUGAAUUCUUUAAGCAAGUUGGAGAAGUCAAAUUUGUGCGAAUGGCAGGUGAUGAGACGCAACCAACACGAUUUGCUUUUGUGGAAUUUGCAGACCAAAAUUCUGUACCUCGAGCUCUUGCCUUUAAUGGAGUUAUGUUUGGAGACAGGCCACUCAAAAUAAAUCACUCCAAUAAUGCAAUAGUGAAGCCUCCUGAAAUGACACCACAAGCUGCUGCCAAGGAACUGGAAGAAGUGAUGAAGAGAGUAAGGGAAGCCCAGUCUUUCAUAUCUGCUGCUAUUGAGCCAGAGUCUGGAAAGAGCAGUGAAAGAAAAGGCGGUCAAUCUCGUUCCCAUUCUCGUUCAGAAUCCAGGUCUAGCUCAAAAUCCCGAUCUAGAAGGAAAAGAUCACAUUCAAAACACAGAAGUAGAUCUGGCAACAGAUCCGUCUCAAGACACAAGGACAGACGCGGAUCCAGAAGUCCCCUGAAAAAACGGUCAAGAUCUAGGGAAAGGUGGAAAUCAAGAAGUCGCUCUCAUUCUCGGGACAAGAAAAGAGACCAAGAAAAGGUCAAGGAAAAAGAAAAGUCCAAAGAAAGGGAGAAAGAGAGAGACCGGGACAAAGCGAAGGAGAGAGACCGGGACAGAGACAAAGAAAGGGAAAGAGAGCGAGAUAAAGAGAGAAACAGGGAUAAGGAUAAGCAGAAGGACAGGGAGAGAGAGAAAGAGCAAAACAAAGAUCGAGAGAGAGUCAGAGACAGGGACAAGGAUAAGGACAAAGAUAGGGACAGGGAAAAGGACAAAGAUAAGGAUAAGGAAAAAGACAGGGAAGAUGAAGACCAGAACAAGGAAAAAGAUGAUGUUAAGAAAGAGGGGGAGAAGAACGGAGAGAAGAUUAUGGAGGGAGAUAAGGACAGAGGGGACAAAGACAAGGACAGAGACAACGAAAAGGAAAAAGACAAGGAUAAGGAGCAAGAAAGUGAAAAAGAGGGAGAUGAUAAAAAGAAGAAAGAUAAGAGAUCCAAAACACCGCCAAGAAGCUAUAGCUCUUCAAGAAGAUCUCGUAGCUCCAGCAGAGAAAGGCGUAAAAGGAAGAGUAAAAGUCACUCCAAGUCUCCUAAAACAACAAAAAGAAAGUCUUCACAAACUCCUUCUCCAAGAAGGAAUAAGAAAGACAAGAGAAGAGAAAAAUAUGCAAAUAACGAAAGAAGAGAAAGGGAACACUCUACCUCCAAGAAAAAAAGCAGUAAAGAGGCAAAGGAGAAAUCUGACAAAAGCACCACUACUUUGAAGGACAAAGAUCACACUAAAGAGGAUCCGAAUUCAGAAACUGACACAAAGGAAGUAGGCAAUAGAGAUACACAAAGGACAGAUGAAGUCAAACUGCAACGGAAUGGGAACUGUCAACCAAAUGAUGAAAACCUCCCAGUUAAAAAGGAAGAGGUUUAAAGCAAAGAAUAGGCCUCCGACUCAACUAAGAAAUGAAAUCCAAAGCUUUUUAUUUCCCAGAAUGAGGAAGAGAAUGUCAAAGCAAUCAACCUGAACGUGGUGAUUGUAUCUCUUCCAGUUCUUGUGAUAGCUUUGUGGGUUUUGGGGGGUUUCUUUUGGGUUUUUGUUGUUGUUGUUGGUUUUGGUUUUUGUUUUUUUUUUCUGUAAAGCAAGAGAGCACGGACCAGUAGUUAUACCAUGAACAGGCAGAUGCCAUCAUAACUAUUCAUCUCUGAAAAUCCAUGCAUUUCUAUGAUGGCUGUACUUAUUUGUAAAAUGAUCUAUGUUAAGUUUUUCUAUAAGCUGUUACAAAUAAGUAGAAACUGAAACAUGUAAACCUGUACUAUUCAAAAAAAGAUGAAGCUAUGCAUUGAAGGUUGUUUAAAAUACUGUUUGUUGAUUAAUUUUGUAUUGUUUUACUUUGUGGGUUAAAAAAAAAUCCACAAAAACUUCAAUGUGUACUGUUUGAUGUGCUUGGAAAUGGUGCAUAAAUAUGCACACUUUCUUUUGUUGUAAAUAAAAACUAUAGAAAAAGGUUUUUUAAACAUAAACACAGUUUUACUUUUUUAUGUUAAAUGGCCACUGACUGGUUUGUUUUUUCAUUUGCUCACUGCUUGAGAUUCUUGGGUUUUAUUUAAAACAAUUUCUUACUAAUAUCCCUAAAAUGAAUAUUUCUUUUAAAAUAUUCGUACAAUGCAUGCUACUUUUCUGUUUCUAAAAGGAACAUUGCCGUAUUAUAGAUAAUAGGUUAGCUUUCUGUCUUAUUUUGGGAUUGUUUUGUUGUUUAUUUUUAUCCUUCCAGAAGUGAGCACAUCUGUAUGAUAUUAGAACUUACAGCUUUGUUUUGAGCAGUACUGUCGUGUAUCUGUUCAGCUGCAAAUAGUAUAGGUGCCAUUAUGAAAAAUAAGUUUUUUCUUAUUUGUUUAAAAAAAUAUGGGAGCACAAUCAGAAUCUUUAGUGCCUUCUUAAAAUAAUGUGGUUAUUUUCUAGAAAUGUAUAUGUGCUAUUACUCAUUUUCAGCUAAAUCUUAGAUUAUUUCUAUUGCUAUUUUGCCAGCACCAUACUGUAGACAAGAAUGCAAGUGAUUUGUCAGAAAGAUUGUUUGAUUCACUUGUUAAAAUAUACUAAAGCUUCAUUUUUACUUCUAUUUUUUAUUUUUAGAAGAGAUUUAUAGGUGAAAGCAAAGAUGCAUUUUUGGGGACCACCACUGCAGAAAAGCAGUAGCUGAAUACAAAGCAUUUUCUGAUCACCUGCAGCCCUUUAGACAUUUAAUCUACAUUUGGAUGGCCUUAAUUGUUACCUCUCCAUCAUCAUCUCUGGUACCUGUUGGGUGAUAUAAAAGGAAUUGUAUGUAAAGCUGAGGGGAUAAAUAAUUUGGGGGAAAAAAAAAAACAUUCUAAUUUACGCAGGAGCUCUAUGGUAGAGAUUUUUUUUUCAUUCUUUAAAGAGAAAGCAUAUAAGAAGAGAAUGACAAAGCAAAUAUUUUUGUCAAGGUAAAACAUGGCUUGUGCUUUCCGAACCAAUUUAAUCAGUCUCAUCAUUGUGAGAUUUCUUAAGAGUCAUACCUUGAAAAUUUAUAGCUAAAAUCAAGUAGAUUAUUUUUAAUACGAUUUAAUGCAACAAAUGACUUAAUUGCCUUACCUCAUGGGAAGAGUUAUUUCUUUCAGAUAAAAAAAAAAAUAAUAGCAUAUUAGUUUUUGCUUUCAAUUUGUUUUUCUUUUUCUUUGCAUAAUUAAUUCUUACCAAAAAAAAGCAUAUUGCAGAGAAUGAAAAAUUUGCCCAAUUCCCCAAUUCUUAAGGUAAUGAAACACAACUUGAUUAUGGAGCUGCUUACAUCACUCUUCAUUUUUUUUAAUAGGACUUUAUGUUCUUGCAACGAUGUACAUUUAAGAGUGUAGGAAAUGCUUUACCAUGUAAAGUAUAGACAUUAAUUUUUUGUUAAGCCACAUGCUGUUGACUGGUAAAUAGCUUAUUCUGAUAAAGGAAUGACAAAUCUGUAUGCUUCUAGAAAGACUGAGGAUUGUGUCUUGCAACAACAGCUGUCUUAUUUAUGAUGUGUAAGUAGCACAGAGCAAAGAGAUUAUUUGUAUACUUGUUAUCUAUGGUACCAUUUCACUAAUAAAAUUAAAUAUUUUAGAGGAAA
Molecule: messenger RNA, 8275 nt
Organism: Columba livia (rock pigeon)
Lineage: Eukaryota; Metazoa; Chordata; Aves; Columbiformes; Columbidae
Product: splicing regulatory glutamine/lysine-rich protein 1-like
Exons: 11
Coding region: 4417-6093 (558 amino acids)
Cellular component (GO): nucleoplasm
Molecular function (GO): RNA binding
Source: RefSeq, a predicted model, not a curated record